UGCUCAGGAGUAGGGAGUAUUCCAUCGCAGACUCCCAGUACAGGAGUCCGUACCUAGACUAGAUGGCGGGGCCAUGGCGAGGAAAGGCGGGCGAUCCACUUGCUGCUGGCAUGUCUGCAUGCCACGUCGAACAGGCGACUUCGUUUUCCAGCCACCAGCGCACCAAUCAAGUAGGAUUGUCAAUGAUUAUUGAGAGGCAACCACGGAAUGGAAAAGAAAAAGAAAAGGAAGAAGAAAAAGAAAUCAAGGAAGGAAGAGUGACCCGAGUGAGUGAGUGAGUGAGUGAGUGAGUGGUGUGGGGAUGGAGAUGUAGUUCAGGAUAAGGAGAGAAGGAUCGGAGAGAGUGGAAAAGACCUUAGUAUGUAUGAAUGAAUACUGUGAUUAACUGACUACUAUACCUACAGCUUGGAGUAACUUGGUACCUACCUGGUACCGUGGACCGUCUAUACAUACAUACCUACUAUGAGCCUGGAGCAGGAGCAUGAUUGCCUGAUUGGGAAGGAGUGGCUUACCGCGGCGGGCCGGGGUCACUGGCAGGCUCCAGGCUCCGCUCAGUGCCUGAAGGUACAGUACAAGACAACAGUACAUUACACUAAAGCACCACCACUACUACUACUACUACUACUACUACUACUACUACUACUACUACUACUACUACUACCAACACCACUGUCCAUACUUGAGGUAUCCUCUGGCAUCCUCUGGCAUCCUCUGGCAGCCAGCUUGAUCCUAUCUACCUUCCAGGCCCUCAUCACUCUUUCUUCGUUCAUUCUAGCUUCCCAGUUGAUUCACGUCCUUCCUCCCUCGAUCCUUCCUUCGUCACCGAGCAGGGGUCUCGAACCAUCUUUUAUUCCCUCUCCUACACGAUUCUUACUACCUUCACGAGUAAUGACCUCAUCCCGACUCAUUUUAACGCCCGCGGAUUUCCCUUUACACUCACUCUUCUACUAUCGACCGACUACAGCUCACUGGAUCGCCGGGACGUCAAGGGCCGAUAUCAAACCUACGUGAACUGAAUAAGGGAUUCAGCCAAUACCCAGUCCUUCCCUGCCCUGACUCGUCCGUGGAUCUCC
Molecule: messenger RNA, 1073 nt
Organism: Aspergillus brunneoviolaceus CBS 621.78
Lineage: Eukaryota; Fungi; Ascomycota; Eurotiomycetes; Eurotiales; Aspergillaceae
Exons: 1
Coding region: 463-1011 (182 amino acids)
Source: RefSeq, a predicted model, not a curated record